Messenger RNA from Capsicum annuum, 1139 nucleotides. Its product is annotated as UDP-galactose/UDP-glucose transporter 5B. Gene Ontology annotation, cellular component: Golgi membrane; endoplasmic reticulum membrane. Gene Ontology annotation, molecular function: 3'-phosphoadenosine 5'-phosphosulfate transmembrane transporter activity. NCBI's taxonomy places the organism in Eukaryota, Viridiplantae, Streptophyta, Magnoliopsida, Solanales, Solanaceae. The record is from RefSeq and is a predicted model, not a curated record. Gene Ontology annotation, biological process: transmembrane transport.
GGUGCCGAUGACAUCAGUCCCUUCAACAGAGGAAGGGAAAGCACAGUCUGGGGAGUUUCUCUGAUGAUAGGCUAUCUUGGGUUUGAUGGCUUCACGAGUACUUUCCAGGAUAAACUUUUUAAAGGAUAUGAUAUGGAAAUACACAAUCAAAUAUUCUAUACAACGGUCUGUUCGUGUCUUCUUAGUUUCAUCGGUCUAAUUUUGCAAAGCAAUCUUCUCAUGGCAAUAGAUUUUGUAUCCCGACAUCAUGAUUGUUUCUUUGAUAUUGCUCUGCUUUCAACUGUAGCAACUGCAAGUCAAUUUUUUAUUUCUUAUACAAUCCGCACAUUUGGUGCUCUAACAUUUGCAACCAUAAUGACCACAAGACAGUUGGUGAGCAUUUUGCUAUCAUGCUUGUGGUUUGGCCAUCCUUUGAGCUGGGAACAAUGCAUCGGAGCUGUUAUCGUCUUUGGAUCCCUUUACGCGAGAAGCUUCUUGAAGACAAAACAGAAGGCGGCACCAUCAUUGGAGAUGACUGAAACUAAAGCCCCAGGGCCUUCGUAAGGAAAUUUAUCACAAAAUGACUGUGACCUUUGGAAUAAGUUCAUUAAUAUAUCUCUGCAACUUUGAAGCUGCUUGGAUAAAGAUGUUAUUAAACAAGGCUUGAAUGGCAUUGCUAUUUUUGGAAUUCCAGAUCGAAGGCUAGCUUGCUGGUUAUUGCAUAACAAGGUGCAUAUAAUGGCCUGAUGUAAUCAAGCAAAGAUUUUGACGAGCCUUCCUCAAACCUUUGCUUGUCAAAUUACAGUUUCACUAAGCAAUAGAAGUUCUGUGAUCUGUUGUUCGCUAACCAUAGACUUCUUUUUCCCUCUUUUUGGUACUUCAAAAGAACGUAAUAGACGGUGAGGGUUCUCUCUUUUCAGGAAUUCAGAACUGUACAAGUAGACAUCAGAAAAUCAGAAAUGUAAGAGGGGUCUUGUAGCUCUAGCCUUUUUCAGCUCUAAUCAACAUCAGCUAGUGGCUUUUACUGGGAUCAUUCAUGUACGUUAACAAUGCGUAAUUGUUAGGUUGUAGAACAUAAAAAAUUGUACAUUGAAACUGUCAUAUCACAUACUGCAGACUAUCUAAAAUUCUGAAUGGCCAACAAGAGUUUCAUGAUGCUA